This is a messenger RNA of Colletotrichum paranaense, 432 nucleotides long. RefSeq lists its product as uncharacterized. The transcript has a single exon. The coding region runs from base 1 to 432 and encodes 143 amino acids. Lineage: Eukaryota; Fungi; Ascomycota; Sordariomycetes; Glomerellales; Glomerellaceae. The record is from RefSeq and is a predicted model, not a curated record.
AUGGCAGCCAAGACGGCAUAUGCGCCGCUUACGGUCCGGAAGGUUUGCCACGACGUUAAUGGCCAGCAAUUGGAUACCCCCAACCAGACCGGUGAGCAUCUUUUGCAACUGCUCAGGCUUGCCCGUUUGCUGUUCCCCGCCGCCCACAGAGACGAAGUUUUGGGGUCCAAAUCACCAAAGGCCGUAUUCGUACCGGAGCAGAUAUCCAUCAAUCAGCACGGGGGCAAAUUUCAACUGUGGUCAGAUUCUCAGGUCAUGGCAUGCCUUCUCUGCAUGCUCUUCAUUUACCCGCAGGACCUAGACAGCGGUGCAACAACACAGGGGCUCUCGCCUGGCCUCAUCGCCCGGCCUCGCCCAACCCUUCACCGAGGCGUGCUGCUGCUGAUGCCUCCCUGUCCCGCGCACAUUCGCGCUCCUUACGGACACUGCUGA